This is a messenger RNA of Lithohypha guttulata, 3891 nucleotides long. RefSeq names its product Rho GTPase activating protein (gene BEM3). The record is from RefSeq and is a predicted model, not a curated record. Gene Ontology annotation, molecular function: phosphatidylinositol binding. Bases 1 to 3891 code for a protein of 1296 amino acids. The transcript has a single exon. Gene Ontology annotation, biological process: regulation of GTPase activity; signal transduction. Gene Ontology annotation, cellular component: cytoplasm. Lineage: Eukaryota; Fungi; Ascomycota; Eurotiomycetes; Chaetothyriales; Trichomeriaceae.
AUGUCGCAUCCGACCAAAAACACUGUCACUCCCUCACCACUAAACGCUCUUUCGAAUAAAUCCAAUCAAUCAUAUACUAAUUCAUCUUCGAAUCCUAUCUUGUCCACGAAACUCAUCCCCCGCGACUACCUAGGAACUAGGACGAAACCCUCCGCCGUUGCGUCGGAUGCAGUGGUACAGCAGGCUGGAAGUUCAUCGUGCAUGACCCACGAAUUGGGCACCAACGACACAAAAACACCUACAUUCGACGAACAAACCCGAUCGCGGUCGUUUGAGGAGGAGAAUCUGAGUACUGAUCAAACCCUGAGCCUCGAGAAGACUCGUUCUCUUGAGUCGGUUGGAACAACGACUUCGUUGGAGAGCACCACUGCGAGUGCCAGGCCGAAUGUUGGGCUCAGCUCCAAAACGUUACACAAUAACAUGCCUCGGACCUCGUCCAUAGAUUCCGCCAUCUCUUCGGCAUCUACCUCGUCCACUCAACGCAAAGACCAUGGUGACGUGCGCGACCCCAGCCCUUCCAGUAUCCGCAAUUUGAUUAGUGUAGCUGGUUCAGCCGAGAGUUUGGUGCUGCACCUGCUGAAAGAGAAGAAUCAUGCUGCAAAUCAGAAUAACCAGUUGUGGAAACUAGUUGAGAAGCAAAGAGCUUUGUUGCUUGGCCUGAAUAAGGACCUCGAGCGCAUCACCAAGGAGCGAGAUCGAUACAGGAAGAAGCUAAAAGAAGUACAAGCCCAAGGUGUCCUCCCUCGAGCUGCAACUCAAUCUCCCUCUCAGGAUGUAAGUAGCCACGGCGCGCAAGCCCCAGUCAAGCCUCAAGACCUGCCCCAGAAUGACCUUGAUGUGCAUCCAUCGGCAGCAGAUUCAGUAUCCACGGCUUCUUCCCUCGACAAUGUGGGCCCGACCAUCGUCACGACCAGCCAUGCGACAAAUGGGCCUCUUCCACGUUCGAAUGGGCAGAAGCCUGUUUUGCAGGCUCAAACCGCUGGUUUGGCGCAGCCCGUUUUCGCCCUGACCGAAGCCACGCCCUUGAACGAGAAGCCGAACAAGGGCUUUAGUGCCUCACGCAAGGCGACUCCGAAGCCUCUCAACCUCAUGCAAUCCAAAAAUGAGCAAGUGCCGUCAACUGCUGUAGACGUUGCAGAUGAAGCCCCAAAUGAAGGAAGAGGCCGGCGUAAAACACGUGAAGAAGACGAUCGCGAACGCGAAAAGAGUUUGAAAAUGGAACAAGAAGCUAGGAGCAAAUCUAAGAAAGUGGCCCUCGAUACAAAUGAAAGUGAAGGUCAAACACUUCAGGCCUCACUGUCUGUUCCAGUCACCCUCCCUGCUAGUCCGCGACCAUCGCAAGGACUUGCUCCUACCAUUGCACUAAAUGCUGCGCAAGCUGGCUCCGUUCAAGAACGACUGCUGUCACUGCCUUUACGGAGUCCAGGUCUACCUACCAGCCCUCGUCCCAUGAACAACAAUCUUUCUACUAUUAGCGGACUGCCUCUAUCACCACGUGCACCACCACCUGGUCCUCUAUCGCCACGUGCACCUAAACAACCUGUACCUCCACCAAUGAUGAGUCCUUCACCCUUCGUCGAUCCUGCGAUCAUUCAACGCCAAAAUGUUAUGGCUAGACAAGCUGCACAGCAGUCACAUCAACCACAAGAUCGUCUGCAAGUUCACGAGCCGACGGCCACCAACGAAAUCCCUCCUGUGUUUCAAGGCUUGGUUAGUCCUCAAUAUCCAAAUUUGCUUCUGCCGCCUAAUGCCUUGCCAUCAAUACAAAUCGUGGUAGCAUCCUCUCGUCUGCGACCUUCCAGGCAUAGCAUGCUGGGACUGCGAACCCAAGAGGAUUCUACUGUUUUCAGUCUGUCUAUUUACUCGAGAGCAAGCCGAAACGAGCUUUGGCGCAUAGAGAAGAUUCCUGCCUCGCUACCUCAGCUUGAUCAGCAGUUGCGUUCUCGAUGCAAGGACCUUCCGAAAGUACCAGACAGAAAGCUUUUCAGCGGACAUAACCCAGUUGUUGUCGAUGCUCGUAGACAAGCCUUGGAUUCGUACUUCGAGGAACUUCUCGACGUGGAAAUGGACGAGCCCUCAGCACUUACGAUCUGUCGUUUCUUGUCGACUGAUGUGCUUGACCCGUCAAAUGAGCCCCACAAACAUCCUGGCGUCAAUCAAGAUUCUCUACCACAACAGACAGAUCUGGUAGGUAAGGUAGCCAAAACAGGCUUUCUUACUAAAAGAGGGAAGAACUUUGGAGGGUGGAAAUCGAGAUACUUCGUGCUAGACAACCCCGACCUGCGAUAUUAUGAAACACCAGGAGGUCCACAGAUUGGCACGAUCAAGGUGUCUCACGCAAGAAUUAGCACGCAGAAAUCGGAGGAUUCCACGAUCACUGAUGCAGAUGGGCAAUAUCGUCAUGCUUUCCUGAUCGAAGAACCAAAGAAGAAAGACAGCGCAACCUUUGUACGUCAUGUGCUGUGCGCCGAGAGCGAUGCAGACCGUGAUCAGUGGGUUGCAGCCUUACUUCACUAUGUGGAGGGAGAUGGAUCUCGAGAACCAAAUAGUCCGACCCUGUCUACUAACGCAUCGUCUAUUUCCAGACCGCAAACUGCCAGCACGAAAGACAGGACAGUUGAAGUACAGAGCACUUCGCCUUCACCUACCAGUCCGACGUCUUUGACCGAUACUAGCAUUAGCGAAACCAUGUCGAAGAGCACCAACAUAUCCGGACCCUUAAAUGGUGCACCCAUCCAGGAUAGUACGGCGUGGGGCAAUAAGGCGACGCCACAAUCCAAAGAAAAGAGUUCGAAGAUGGGCAACAUCUUUCAUUUCAAGAAGGGUUCCCAAGAGCAGUUGAACACGUCCAGCAAGGCUCGAGAGUCGUCGGUCAAGCCGAGGGUACUUAGGCACAACGGAUAUGUUCGAUCUGUCUUCGGGCUACCCUUAGCAGAGGCGGUGGAGUACUGUGCCCCUUUCAAUAUUGAUGUGCCUGUGCCUGCUGUUGUCUAUCGGAGUAUUGAAUACAUGAGAUUCCGUAAGGCUGCUAACGAGGAAGGCCUCUUCCGUCUGAGUGGUUCCAACAUUACAGUCAAAACGCUCAAAGAACGGUUCAAUACCGAGGGCGAUGUUGAUCUCGUUGAUGAUGAGGAAACUUAUGACGUGCAUGCAGUGGCAUCACUAUUCAAGACCUAUCUGCGAGAACUUCCGUCGCCUCUGUUGACACGAGAUCUGCAUAUCGAAUUCCUGAAAGUCCUUGAGAUGGACUCUCAGGAGGAAAAGGUAAUGGCAUUCAACGUCCUAGUGCAUCAAUUGCCGAGAGUCAACUUUGAGCUUCUCCGCGCCAUGUCGGAAUAUCUGCUCGAAGUUACCGAAAAUGCUGGCAAGAACAAAAUGUCUGUCAGAAACAUGGGAAUCGUCUUCUCCCCAACCGUCAAUAUCCCUACCCCAGUUUUCAACCUCUUCCUGAGCGAGUUCAGUGCCGUUUUCGACACGAAACCGUCCCGAGACAGAGACUAUCAAGAACAAAUACAGCAGACAACCCUUCGUGCACCCGCAGUGUUAGGUACGGAUGAGAUACGUAGUCCAAGGCAUCAGAUGUUCUCCGAUAUACCUACACCAGCAUACAACCAGACGACUUUCGGCACCACCGAAGCAUCUUCGAAGAGCCACCAGUCAUCAGGCUCAGGUGAGUUUGGCUUCACACCAGUUCACCCAAGCUACGAGUCUGGACAAUACGUCUCAGACCCCCGAGAUCCACGCAUCCAAUCCUUCAGUCCACCUUCAGAACAGCAGCAACAGCCACCCGUAGAAGGCGAGGAACAGUACGGCAGCCUCAACAGGAUGAUCGUCCCACAAGGCGCCACGACCGACAAGCGGCGAAAGAGGGAAAGUGCUAUGUUGUUCUGA